Cimex lectularius (bed bug) is the source of this 495-nucleotide messenger RNA. Its product is annotated as ribosomal protein 63, mitochondrial. Gene Ontology annotation, cellular component: mitochondrial ribosome. NCBI's taxonomy places the organism in Eukaryota, Metazoa, Arthropoda, Insecta, Hemiptera, Cimicidae. Gene Ontology annotation, biological process: mitochondrial translation. Gene Ontology annotation, molecular function: structural constituent of ribosome. The record is from RefSeq and is a predicted model, not a curated record. The transcript has 3 exons. Bases 77 to 427 code for a protein of 116 amino acids.
AUCCAUUCUCUAGAAGUUACGUCUCUAUUGAUUUAGAGACUUUUUGAAAUUAUUUUGGUUUGUUUUUCAUUAAAUAAUGAGGAUAACUGUACCGUUGUUUUUGUUCAAACUGCCCAACGGGCAUUUAUUUCGAGGGAAAUACCGUCUUGUAAAACGGGUUACUCCGAAAGCAGUGAAACUGCUUAAAAGAGAAUUUCAAAUCGAGGAACAAAAUAUGUUUUACCUAAGACAUCCUUACCUUACAAAAGAGCAGUCUUUCAACCACAUGAAAGCCCUGAAGGCGUUGCGGGGUGACCCGCCGUACCAUACGAAAUUCGUGGUUCUUGCUAAUGAAAAGUUUGAAAAUGGAAAGCAUCGUACACUCGAAGAACAAUUGUCACACCUGAAGGUGACUGAAGACUGGGACUUCAAAGCCGGUUCAAUAUGAUUACGUUCUGUAUACAAUACAUAUUGUUAAUAUAGUUUAUUUACUUAAUAAAUUUGUUCUAUAAAGUG